UUCAUCAUUGAUUCAAACAGCAUGCCAAGUUCGUCUGGCAAAUUUAAUUUCAAUGUGGGCACUUGCUAUAAUUUCAAUAAUUUUCGUUUUAGCAGUUUUUACCGAUAUUUUACCUAAACCAAAAGAUAGAAUUGAACCUGGAAAAGGAAAUGUACCACAAAGAUUUAGGAAAGAAAAACAAGAGAUUGACGAGGAGCGAAUUGCGGUGUUAUAA
Messenger RNA from Racocetra fulgida, 214 nucleotides. Lineage: Eukaryota; Fungi; Glomeromycota; Glomeromycetes; Diversisporales; Gigasporaceae. The record is from the annotation of a GenBank genome assembly.